This is a messenger RNA of Salmo salar (Atlantic salmon), 5591 nucleotides long. RefSeq names its product CCR4-NOT transcription complex subunit 6. The record is from RefSeq and is a predicted model, not a curated record. Lineage: Eukaryota; Metazoa; Chordata; Actinopteri; Salmoniformes; Salmonidae. Gene Ontology annotation, molecular function: 3'-5'-RNA exonuclease activity; protein binding.
UAUAUCCGGUGAAAUAUCUGUCACAUUGUUCCAUCUGCGCCAAAGCCGUCCUGGUUCAACCGCAGAUGGUGCGGUCCAUCCAAGAGCUAACCAAUAGCAUCAAGCGUUGUUAUCACACAGAGAGAAAAAAACCUGACAGUCGCCAUGAUGCUUGUUUGCUCCUUGUGAUACAGCAGCGGAAACGGGAAAGUAGAAACAAAAGAGAGCACACACUCGCCCUCGCGAUACAGAUUGGUAUGCGUUUGCAGUGUUACAGCAGGAAUGCCCAAGGAAAAAUAUGAACCGCCAGACCCCAGGCGGAUGUACACUAUCAUGUCAACUGAGGAGGCAGCCAAUGGAAAGAAGUCUUACUGGGCUGAGCUGGAAAUCACAGGUAAUGUCAGGAGCCUGAGCCCAUCUCUGUGGACUCUGACCCACCUCACUGCCCUACAUAUCGCUGACAACUGUCUGUCACGCAUCCCACCCGACAUUGCCAAACUACACAACCUGUUAUACCUGGAUCUGUCUUCCAAUAAGAUCAGGAGCCUGCCGGCAGAGCUCGGCCACAUGGUGUCUCUCAGGGAGCUGCUUUUAAAUAACAACCAGUUGCGGGUUCUGCCAUUCGAAUUGGGGAAACUGUUUCAGUUACAAACACUGGGGUUGAAAGGAAAUCCACUUGCACAAGAAAUUAUGAGCCUGUACCAGGAGCAUGAUGGCACGAGGAAACUGCUGAACUACCUGUUGGACAAUCUGGCAGGUUCAAUCAAAUGCACCCCCACAGAGCAGCCCCCGUCCCGGUCGUGGAUCGCACUCCAGGAGCCGGACCAGACGAGACCUUCUGCGUUGUUCUCAGUGAUGUGCUACAAUGUGCUGUGUGAUAAGUACGCCACGCGCCAGCUCUAUGGCUACUGCCCUUCCUGGGCCCUCAACUGGGAGUACAGGAAGAAGUCCAUCAUGCAGGAGAUCAUGAACUGCAACGCUGAUAUCAUCAACCUACAGGAAGUGGAGACGGAGCAGUACUACCAGUAUUUCCUGCCAGAGCUGAAGGAGCAGGGCUACGAGGGCUUCUUCAGCCCAAAGUCUCGAGCCAGAACCAUGCAUGAGUCAGACCGCAAACAUGUGGACGGGUGUGCAGUUUUCUACAGGACAGAAAAGUUCGGUGUGGUGCAGAAACACACGGUAGAGUUUAACCAGCUGGCCAUGGCUAACUCUGAAGGCUCUGAGGCCAUGCUCAACAGGGUUAUGACCAAGGACAACAUCGGAGUGGCCGUACUGCUGGAGGUCCGCAAGGAAAUGAUGGAGGAAUCCUCGGGGAAGUCUCUGCACGGCAUGGAGAAACAGCUCCUCCUUGUGGCUAACGCCCACAUGCACUGGGACCCGGAGUACUCCGAUGUCAAGCUGGUCCAGACCAUGAUGUUCCUGUCUGAGGUGAAGAACAUUGUGGACAAGGCCACUCGCAGCCUCAAACUCUCCUCUGUCUCUGGGGAGACCAAUGGCAUCCCUCUUGUUCUCUGUGCCGACCUCAACUCUCUACCAGACUCUGGUGUGGUGGAGUACCUGAGUCAGGGUGGAGUGGACUGCACCCACAAGGACUUCAAGGAGCUUCGCUACCUUGACAGCCUCACCAACUUCAACUGCAAUGGCAAGAAUGGCAACUCCACGUCCAACUCCAGGAUCACCCACGGCUUCAAGUUGAAGAGCGCCUACGAGGACAGCCUGAUGCCUUACACCAACUACACCUUUGACUUCAAGGGUGUGAUUGACUACAUCUUCUACUCCAAGCCUCAGAUCAAUGUGCUCGGCAUCCUGGGUCCCCUGGACUCCAACUGGCUCCAUGAGAACAAUAUCAGCGGCUGCCCGCACCCCCACAUCCCCUCUGACCACUUCUCCCUGUUUGCCCAGCUGGAGCUGCUGCUGCCCUGCACUCUGCCCCAGGGCCAGGCCAACAACCAGGUCAACGGCAUCCACCUGCCUGGAGGACGCAGGUAGUGAUGAGACAACCCCAUUCCAGGGAUGCUGUAUGCUAUAGCAGUGUGCAGCCUCUAGCCCUCCAGCUCUUCUCUCGUUGUCACUUGGAGGAAAGAAGACAAGACGGAAUACACAACCAACCUGUAAAAUAAGAAUCAGCCGUACAGUGAGGUCUGGCCAACAGGGAUUUCUGUUAUAUAUUUUUAUUUUCCUCAUUGUCGUUUUCCAUUUUGUUUUCAUUUAGAAAUUGUCAAUCCUGUCUGUUGUGUUUUGGAUUCCUACCCCCCCGUCAUACUUACACAUAAUGCUUUUGUAACUCUUUAACAGAUAGAAAGGAUGCUAGCUUCGAAUAUCACCAUAUCCCCUCUGGCCCCCGUAUAGCUAUUUAGAUCUUUAGCAAUAUCACCUGACUCUUGUUGUCUUUGACAUGACCUGUGCAGUCUUGAACAAUGGCACAAGAAAUACCUUGUAUCACUCGAGAGCUGUGGACACCCUUCACAAGGCAAGGAGAGAAAGGACACCAUUUCUAAAGCUUACAGCUGAUAGUCUGUCCUAUACCAAUCUUAAACCAGCAAAAAUGGCAGAAACAGAAAUGUCUGUCUCAGCCAAGGCUAAGAGUGGGCCUUGUCUUUUCUCUCCCCACUGAGAUCGAUGUGACGGUAUAUCUAUCUUCCAUAUAAGGCAUAAUAUGGUGUGCCACUCCUCCUUUCUGUGCUAUAGGGCCAAUCUCUCUGUGGGUCCAAAAUUGUGGUGCUCACCUGGUGCUUAGUGGUGCUCACCAGUCCAUUACUAUUGAGUAAUAGAACCUAGUCAGUUGUCUCCCUCUCCAAGUGGUGCAAUAGGAACUAACCCCACUGGUGCAUGUAGACUGUCACUGCUGAGGGGCAAUUCCACGGUAACUGACACUGACUCCGAUUUGUAACUUUAAAAUGUAUGUCAAACAAAAACCAAUGAUUGCAAAGUUAAACAAACAUACGACUCUAUGCACAAGGACUACUUUUUAACAAUUUCCACUGAAUUUGACAAAAACACAUUUAAUUGGAACCGUGCAGGUGCAAAGUUUGGUAACAGAAUGACGGUUUGUGCCAUCGUUCUGUUACCAACUUUUCAUCUCCACUGUUCAUCAAGUAAAUGUUUUUGUUCAAUCUUCUGUGGGAAUUGUUGAAAGUAGUCCUUGUGUGUAGAGAGGGUUUGUUUGACAUAUGUUUUUAAAGUGAAAAAUCUGGCUCUCUGUUCCUGUGGAAUUGCCUUGAGGUGUUUUUAGAUGUUGAUGAUUAUUAUCCUUUUAGGAAAGGAUGACUGCAACCACCAAAUACACUUGUCUUGACCUGUUGUAUGGAAGCAAGUAAGCUCUAGUUAGCGGAGGCUUGUUGGCAUGCCGGUCAGGCAUAGUGCUAAAGAAAUGUAUCUGUAUCCUCUGGAUUGGAACAGAUUUGAAUGAUUUUAAGUAGUUGAAUAACAUGUAAUUAGUGGCCAGCUACCAUCCCCUUUUGCACACUGUUUUUCCUCUGCAUGCGUACGUGACAGAGUCAUUGACUUAUUCUUGUUAAUAGGACUUCAUUUGGACCAGGGAAGUGCAACUCCAGUCCUUGGGGGCCGGAGUGGUGUCACACUUUUUCACCAUCUUUAGCCAACACAGCUGAUUUUAAACUAAUUGUGUUUUAAACUAUCAUGAUUAGUUGAUUAUAGGAGUUGGGUGUGAUAGCUUGGGCAAAAUUGUGACUGCAAUCAGGCCCCCCCGAGGACUGGAGUUGCCCAUCCCUGAUUUGGACCAUAUACCACCUUUUGUAAUGGGGUAGGGGAUUUUGGCUGAGGGGCAAGGCAACGGAGGAAAUUCUCAACUAAACAUUUUUCAGAUUUGUUACUUUUUAAAGAGGGAGGGCAAUAGCUGAUGUACAGGAGUUUAAACCAGCAAUCCUCUCACUGUCACACACGUGGACAUACGCAGAGAUCUUGUAGCACUGUCUCUUGAGGCCAGUAGUGAUUUCUUUCCCUCAGCCAUAAAUUCCGUACUCUACAGCAGUGGGUUUUUUUCACAAGUGUUUGUACAGAAUAUAAAUCUAGAUUGUCUUUACACGAUUGUAUAUGAGUCACAAAAGACCUGUUUUCUGGCAGGGUUUUUUUGUACUAUGAAUGAGUAAAUUAUGAUCCAAUUUGAAGAAAAAAAAGACAGGAUUGUAUUGUAAACUAUGGCAAUUUUUUUUUAUCCAGUAAAUGUUAAGAUGAAAUUGAAAUGACCAGCUUGUACAAAAGACUUAAGGGGUUGUUCCAGCCGUUCGCUGCCACUACUUUGCACUCCCGCCCUAGGUUAACUGUUUUUAUGUAUCAGUAUUGCUUGUUUUCCUGUUAUGAUUUGAGAACAUGUUUCUCAAAUUGUAAAUAAAUCUACUGACUAAAUAUGAUGCAUCUUCAAAUCCAUUCUAUUAACAAGCCAUUGGUCCAUACUGCUGCCAGCCUGCCACCAACUGACCCAUUCAUCCACUCACAGUUCAGACUAAAGUAAGGUUAGGUCUCCAAUUACACCCUAUUCACUGUAGUGCACUACUUUUGGCCAGUCCCAUGUGGCUCUGUUCAAAAGUGCACUAUAUAGGAAAUAGGUUGUCAUUUCAGAUUGAUCCUAUGAGGGAUUUUUUUGUUGUUGCUUCACGCACAUCCAGUAUCCCACAAUUAGUGUUGUACAACCGGAACAUUGUGCCUCACCGUAGCCAUUUUGUUGUCUUGCACUAUUUACAAUUGGCGAACUCCGGAACAACCUCUUCUCCAUUUAUUUUUUAAAUACUGUCCAGACAUUUGAUGUCCUUUGGGGUUUUUGUUAUCGUUUUGUAUUUUCUUUCUUUUUUUUGUAUGAGCUGUGACAAUGUUAUGUGUAUAUACUCCUUGUUGAGCGAUCUAGUAAUCCGGUAUGGAAUAUUUGUCAAGCUUUAGUUUUUUUCACUGGGGCAAAGUGAAGACCUCUUCUGAACCCCCUUCCAGAAUGUUUUGCACCCCUCCGUGUACUUUAGCUCAGCUCUUAGAACCCCUUGAUAGUCCCUUAUCACCAUAGUCACCUAGCCUGUCUUGCCCCUCCACCACUGAAUUCUGAAUCUAGAAAAGCAUGUUCCCCUAUACCUAGCCCUAUGUCCAACCCCCUAGACACUUAACAGUCAAGUGUAUUACUUUAGUCCUUUUAACCCCGCUACUGAAGCCCCUGUGCGGUUCCAUCUCCUCUGCCGUACCAUCUGUGAGGUGGCCCAGACAGACAUUCUGAAAUAUGUCCGUGAUGACUGACUAUAUAUUGCAACUGUCACAUUUUAAACAGGAAAUGGAAUGAUCACGCUCCCCCCCCCUUUCCCACAUUUAUUAUUGAAUAAAUUAAAAUCACCUUUUUAAAGUAAAUAUGAUGCUUUUGCCACUGUGCUAAAGUUAGAAUUUUAUGAAUUUUUACAGAGGGGAAAGGUUGAAAUGGGAAAUAUACAUUUAGUCCUAGUUCAAAAGCUUUUUUUCUGUCCUUACUUUCCCCCCUUGAUAUAUUUUAUUUGUUUUGAACAGAAACAAAUGUCCAGUUUGAUACCCCUGAAUUGCUGGUAGUAUUGUAGUAGAUUUAAAGACUUAGAUUUUUUUGUAAAGUGUGAAUAAAAGAUGUAUCUCAUGUUUCCUUCCUAAAA